CACACGCACCAUACGGUUCAUGACAUAAAAAAAUCAGCUGAUUGUUACGAAAUUAUCUCGAACAUUCAAUAUUGUUUUGAAGGAAAUUCGUUAUGAUAUAAUAUUAUUGGACGUUGUGAAAAAAUGAUAACUGGUAAUAAGUGCUUAUUGUUAAUUGGAAUAACUGCAUUGCAAAUAACCGUAAGUGAAAGCCAGCGGAAGCCGAAUCGAGUCGACCAGGAGAAGAAACCUCAGUCUGUGCGUGACCUCUUCAACACCUCGUCGUGCAUUCCACCUCCAUACCGAUGUCCUCAUCCAAGAAUGCAAUACUAUCUUUAUACCAGAACGACGCAAGAAAAAGGUGAACUCAUCAACACUCUUGACAAUGACUCUCUCACGAAGUCGAGGUUUAAUCCUAUUCAUCCCACGAAGAUUGUCGUGCACGGUUUUGGAGGGGGGAGGAAUCUGUCUCCUAGCACUGAUAUGAGGAAAGCAUACUUUACCAAGGGGAAUUACAAUAUCAUCAUAGUAGAUUACGGAACCUUGGUCAAGGAGCCUUGUUUAAGUCAAGUAGAUUGGGCACCGCGUUUCGCAGGGCUGUGCAUAGCUCAGCUGGUGGAAUACCUCCAGUACCACCCGGUGAAGCCUUUCCCUCCCGAACAGCUGCACACCAUCGGGUACAGCGUCGGAGCUCACAUAUUGGGGCUCGUAGCCAACCAUAUCUCUGAUGGCAAACUUGGACGAAUUACAGGUCUUGAUCCAACGAUCCUGUUCUACAUGGGCAACAACCGCUCCCGGGAUCUGGACCACACCGAUGCCCUGUUUGUGGACAUCCUUCACACAGGAGCAGGAAUACUAGGUCAAUGGGGGCCUAAUGGUCACGCCGAUUUCUAUGUCAACGGCGGUUCGAGCCAGCCAGGGUGCGCUCAUGACACGAUAUUCCAGACGCUAUCGUGUGAUCAUACGAAAGUGACUCCCUACUUCAUAGAGUCAAUCAACAGCCGUGAAGGCUUCUGGGCAGGGCCCUGUCCUAGCCUUUUCUCCUACCUUAUCGGAUGGUGCGAGCCCAAGGACUCCGAAUAUGUUCUGAUGGGCGAACAUGUAACUCAUAAAGCACGAGGGGUGUAUUACGUUACAACAAAUGCGAAGCCACCAUACGCCAGAGGAUUCCCUGGAAAGACCAGACGACUCAGAUCAGUCUCUCCGUACAGCUGAUCAAAGGAAUGGCAAAACGUUUUAUUAUAGAUCAAGUUAGUUUCAAAAUUAGAUCAAUUCAUUUUUUAAAGAACUCGUUAAUAGUCGUCUCGUAAAAUUUAUUUACGAGAUGGUGGAAAUAACAAAUCCUACAUGAACUCGAUGUCGCUAUGAAAAAUUCCAGAACAUAAUUGUAAGGAUAUUGUCUCGUCUAAGAAAUUGCUAAAUGAGUUUUAUUAAAAUGUAUUUUAAAGUUUAUACUGAUGAACUGUUUUUUGACGAUGAUUAGGUACUUCAGUCAUAAAUUUAAGAAGAAUAUAAAAAAAUACUCUCUCUCUCUCUUAAAAUCUCAGCGGACACCUAGAUUAUUUGUAGGAGGAACGCCUAUUUCGGAUAGGUGUUGUAAGUUAUGUCAUUGACCUCUUACAUUACUUUAUUUAAAAAAUGUACUUACUAAUUAAUGUUCUCUAAGACCCUUCAGAAAUGUAGGUAUGAACCAUAAUAUGUAAAAUUAACAUAGAGCGAUUUGUCACUUAAAUAACUUUUUAUAAGUUUUGAUGUUCCAUCUCAGGUGUCAAUAA
This is a messenger RNA of Amyelois transitella, 1754 nucleotides long. RefSeq names its product pancreatic lipase-related protein 2-like. Gene Ontology annotation, biological process: lipid metabolic process. The coding region runs from base 124 to 1194 and encodes 356 amino acids. The transcript has 7 exons. NCBI's taxonomy places the organism in Eukaryota, Metazoa, Arthropoda, Insecta, Lepidoptera, Pyralidae. Gene Ontology annotation, molecular function: lipase activity. The record is from RefSeq and is a predicted model, not a curated record.